Lycium barbarum (goji berry) is the source of this 960-nucleotide messenger RNA. RefSeq lists its product as uncharacterized. The record is from RefSeq and is a predicted model, not a curated record. NCBI's taxonomy places the organism in Eukaryota, Viridiplantae, Streptophyta, Magnoliopsida, Solanales, Solanaceae. The transcript has 5 exons. Bases 1 to 960 code for a protein of 319 amino acids.
AUGGUUCACAGGCUACAGGAAGGCACAAUCACUUUUACGCUUUCCCAGGUAGACCUGAGGCUGAGGCCUUCGAUGCCGUCAUCACAGAUUAAGGCUAAGCAGUUUGAAGAUGCUAAGCUGUGUAAACUUCGUGACAAGGUGUUGCGUGGUGAGGCAAAAGAGGCCGUGAUCGACAGAGAGGCGGUGUUACGGAUUAAGGGGAGAUUUUGCGUGCCACGUGUGGGUGACUUGAUUAAAACUAUUCUAGUAGAGGCUCAUAGUUCGAGGUUGACUAAAUCUGCUCACUUUAUUCCGGUUUGGAUAACUUAUGACGCUGAGAAAUUAGCCAAGAUCUACAUUCGUGAGGUUGUUAGACUACAUAGGGUUCCUAUUUCCAUCGUGUCUGAUAGGGACACAACCUUUACAUCUUGGUUUUGGAAGCAUUUGCAUGAGGAAUUGGCAGAGUUCUCAUAUAAUAAUAGCUACCACUCGAGCAUCCACAUGGCUCCAUUUGAGGAGUUAUAUGGGAGGAGGUGUAGAUCUUCUAUUGGCUGGCUCGAUGCGGUUGAGGUGAGACCUUGGAUUAUGGACCUUCUUAGAGAGUCCUUAGAGAAGAUGAAGGUGAUUCAGACUAAGAAUUUGGCAACACAUAGUAGGCAAAAGGAGUAUGCGGAUCGAAGGGUCCGAGGUCUUGAGUUUAUAGAGGGAGAGCAAGUUCUGUUGAAGGUUUCAAUGGGUACAAUGAGGUUUAGGAAGAGAGGAAAGCUUAGCCUAAGAUUCAUUAGGCCAUUUGAGAUUCUCAAGCAUAUGGGGGAGUUAGCCUGGGAUUCGGUGUUACUAGAUGAGAACUUGACAUAUGAGGAAGAUCCCAUUGCUAUCUUUGAUAGAGAAGUUCGUAAGUUGAGUUCAAAGGAAAUAGCCUCCGUGAAAGUUCAGUGGAAGAAUCACCCAGUUGAGGAAGCUAUUUGGGAAACAGAAUAG